Messenger RNA from Contarinia nasturtii (swede midge), 6909 nucleotides. RefSeq names its product cadherin-23 (gene Cad74A). The transcript is spliced from 11 exons. Gene Ontology annotation, biological process: homophilic cell-cell adhesion. The record is from RefSeq and is a predicted model, not a curated record. The coding region runs from base 1369 to 6825 and encodes 1818 amino acids. Gene Ontology annotation, molecular function: calcium ion binding. NCBI's taxonomy places the organism in Eukaryota, Metazoa, Arthropoda, Insecta, Diptera, Cecidomyiidae. Gene Ontology annotation, cellular component: plasma membrane.
CGUUCCGUUCGACUUAUGUGUACUUCGUUUUAUUCAUCACGUUGUGGUUCUUGAGAACACAGUGCACUUUGGUACUUUGGUCGGUGCGUGCGUAAAUUAAAUUAUUCCGUACUAUAUACACGCAUUCAUGGGUGAUUUCAUUUUAAACCAAAAUGCGACCAAACGGACACAAUUUAUUUAAAUAAAGUUCUUUAUUUUUUGAAGGUUUUUUUUAUAUCUUGAAUUGUUGUCGACCAAAACUAGUUUGUGGUAAAUGUGAAUGAUAGCACUUCCAUAAUCAUUUAAUGCGAAUUUGCAUAUUGCAAAAAAAAACGUCGAUCUCAAAACGAGCUCAAACUCAAAAGUGAAAAAAACGAAGUUGUGUGGCUUGAUUAUAAACAAGAAAUAGACAUCUGUGACGCACCCAAGUCAAGAGUACAAAUUUUUACACAAGAAACAAGAACGUUUAGUUGGAUUUUUUUUUGAAGAGAAGAGACAUCAUUUACGGUCGCGUCAUCGUGAGUGUUGCAUUGUGCGCAUCGAUGUAUUAGUUUGUUUUCUUCAUCUGUUUGAACUUAGUGAAAGAAACAAUUGGUGAAAAGAGAAGCGGAAAAAUUCCGAAAAUAAUAAACAUCGAAUAAAAAAAAGAAGAAGAAAAAAGAAUGAGCGGAAUGACCGCAUUUAUGAAAUUUCAUUUUUUUAGUACAAUUUAUUGCUUCGAGUGUCCAUUCAUACGGUAAACAGAUAUUCGGGUGAAAUGAUCGAAUGAGUGCAUCGACGAAACAAGAAAAAAAAAAAAAGAAAAAAGAAAGAGAAAACAAAGAAAAUUCACCAAAAAAUCAGUCAGACACAAAGUGUAAUAACAUUAAAUCAGUGAUGCGGCAUGUGAUCAUCUGCAAUAGUUCACAAAAUUGAAAACAAAAGAAUGAUUACGCAGUGACGAAUCAUUUCUUAAGCUCGCUGCAAACAUGAUGAAAGGGAAACAUUCAAACUGUACGUGAUGAAAGAAGAGUGAUUACUUUAGCAUAACAUCAUCAUCAGAUAUAUGAUAUAUAUAUACGACGAUCAUCGCAAAUCAUCGCGCAUCUGGCUGUUAUGAAACGAUUUUGGCAUCGAUGCACCACCGCGUUUUGAUGAUGAAUCAUCGUUGAUCAAUAUUGAAAUGUUGAAACAAAAGCAAAACAAAUAAUUGAAAUUGGGCAUUUACAUAAACAAUACAUCCAUCUCUUGGUUAAAAAGCAUUUUUAAGAUUGUAUCAUUGAUCAUAUAGUGUUCGAACGCAUUUGUAUCAUUAUCAUUUGGCAAACGAUUUCAUUAAGUGUUCAUAUGGUACAGCGACUAGUUGUAUAUUAAAUAAGUAAGACAAAAAAGGAAGAAUUUUUAGUCAAAAUGAUGAAAUCAAUCGCGAUAAUUAUAACGUUAGUGCCAUUGUUUUGUGAAUAUGCUCGGUUGGUGCAUGGUCAAUUGGUGAAUAAGCCGCCUUAUUUUAUACCCGGCUCCGGCGAUAUGUCGCGAUUCAGCCUGUCGGAAAACACACCCAUCGAUAGUCCCGUAUAUCAAUUAAAAGGAGUUGAUCCAGAUGGUGGCCAUAUUCGUUACAGUAUUUCCGGGCCAGUUUUUAGCGUUGAUCGAGACACCGGAUUGAUACGAUUGCGACAAGAACUGGACAGAGAAAAGCAAGACACAAUUGAAGUCAUCAUCAGCAUAACAGAUGAAAGUAUUUUCGGCAUUGAACCAAAUACGGUGUCGUUGCGGCGAGAAAUCACUGUGAAAGAUUUCAAUGAUAAUGCGCCCCAGUUUAUUGCACGACCUUAUUCGACGAGCGUUAGCGAAGAAACGCCAAUCGGCAGUAUUAUCGAAGUUUCACCAAACAUUAUGGUCACCGAUCCGGACGAAGGAAAAAAUGCCGAAGUCACACUGACAUGCAUACCAACCGAAGGCGAUUUUGACGAUAUUUGCGAAAUUUUUGAUAUUUUUACCGAUCGCAUAAGUGAAGGAAAUUUCACUGCAAUCAUUACAUUAAUGAAACCACUUGACUUUGAAUCACGUUCAUCAUAUAUUUUAACAAUACAAGCACAAGACGGUUCGAAAACAAAUCCGUUAUCAUCGGUGGCCACCGUUUCGAUAAAUGUUGUUGAUAAACAAGAUCAAGCGCCGAUUUUUUUGAAUGCACCAUAUUCGGUGACGUUGCAAGAGAAUUUAUCUGAAGAUUCAUUAGUUCUGAGCAUUCAUGCACAGGAUGGUGAUACAGGCAAUCCGCGACCAAUACUAUUAACGCUUGAAGACGAAGAUAAGGGAUAUUUUAAAUUGGAGCAAAUUUCAUCGAAUGCAACUGGUUUCUUGUAUUCGACAGACAUUCCAAUCGAUCGCGAAGAUGUGGACAUUUUUCAAAAUGGUGGCGUUUAUUCCUUUAAAAUUCGUGCCACUGAAAUGAUAAAUGGUGAGAUACCAGCCGAUUUUUCAACAACCCAAGUAACUGUUGUUAUUACCGAUAUUGAUGAUCAUAUGCCCGAAUUUAAUGAACAACAUUUUGAAAUUGAUGUACCGGAAAAUUUGGGCACCGGAACACCGUUACCGGGUCUAUCGAUUUAUGUGGAUGACAAAGAUUUGGGUGUAAACAGUCAAUACAAUUUAUCACUGGAAAAUGUAUUAAAUGCUGAUAACGUAUUUGAAGUGAGUCCAAAAAUUGGUCACAAUCGUACACCGAUUGUGGUUAAAGUAUUGGAUCCAUCUCGAUUAGAUUAUGAUGUUGAUAAUCACGAUUUACGCAUUCUAAAAUUUGAUUUGAUUGCAUCGGUGAAUGGUGUUGGCUUAUCGAGUGCCAGUGUAACGGUUUUUCUGCAAGAUGUCAAUGAUAAUGGACCCAUUUUUGAUAAAUUAAAUUACGAAUUUUCGAUUAGUGAAAAUGCUGAAAUUGACACGAAAAUCGGAGAUCUCAGUGCCACUGACAAGGACAGUGGUAAGUAUGGAAAAAUUACGUACGCACUAAAAGGUUUUGGAUCGGAAAAUUUUCGAACUGAAAAAUACACGGGCGGCAUUUAUGUGAAAAAGAAUUUAGAUUAUGAAAAUCAAAAGAGUUAUAGUUUGUCAAUUGUUGCCAUCGACGGUGACGGUUGGGAAACAAAUGCCAAUAUAUUGAUUUAUGUUCACGAUGAAAAUGAUAAUGCGCCAAUUUUUGAAUCGACUGAGUAUACACGAACUAUUCGAGAAGGUGCCACAGAAUUUGAGCCACAAUUCUAUGUGCGAGCAAUUGACAUUGAUGGACCAAUGCAAGGUAAUGGCAAAGUUUCAUAUUCGAUUGACACCGAAAAUAGUGUGUCGGGUCAUGUAUUUGCAAUUGAUGGUGAAACGGGUGAAAUUAAAAUCGAAAGUCCCGUUAGUUCGGUGGACACAGAACGCGGCCAAUACGAAUUGGUUGUUACGGCAACCGAUUUUGGAAUACCAUCAUUGAAAAAUACAACGCGAGUAUUGAUUCGCGUUGGCAUUUCGGGUAAUCAACGACCAAUUUUUAAAAAACGAUUCAGUAGCGUUGAUUUAAGCGAAUUACCCGGACCAACACGGUAUAAGGUUUCAAUUCCCGAGAAUGCACCUCCAGGCUACAAUUUGACAACCGUUUCGGCAACCGAUCCGGAUGGUUUAGAUGUUUUGCUUACGUAUCGCAUCGUUGGAGCAAACGAUAACUUCGUUAUUGACGAACAAACGGGACUAGUUUCGGUGUCAACAGUUGCACGAUUAGAUCGCGAUACAAAUCCACAUGAAUAUUCAUUGAUUAUAAACGCCGUCGAUGCUGGCUAUCCGAUCAGCGAAACUGGUACGGCAACAUUACUCAUUCAAGUUAGUGAUGUAAAUGAUAAGCCGCCGAAAUUUUCUCAAGCAAGCUACACGGCAUUUGUAUCGGAACGUGUACCAAUCGGAACUGAAGUAUUGCAAACAUUUGCAAUCGAUACGGAUGUGAAUGCAAAAUUGACCUAUUCAAUCAUCGAUCCGAUCGAAGGGGCUUCAAAAACUGGAAUUCAAUUAUCAUCGAUUGCUUCAUACGAUUAUCGUUCAGCAUUUCGAAUCGAUUCGACAAGUGGGCAAAUUUUUGUAAACAACACUUUAAAUCAUGAUUUAGCCGCUGAGAUAUCAUUAACCGUUAAGGUUAUCGAUGAAAAUGCCGUUUACAAUAAAGAAAAACAAAUGGCCAAAGCUGAAGUGAACAUUUUUAUACAAUCGUACAUCGAUACGAAUCCGAUUUUUAAAAACAAAGGAUGGAUCAGCAGCAAUCCAAUUGUCAAAGUAAAUGUUAAAGAAGAGAUGCCAAUUGGUAGCACACUAUUCAAACUAAUUGCAGAAGAUCCCGUUAUGGAACAAAAGAUAAAUCAUUUCGAAAUUGUUGAAGUCGAUCCACAUAAGUUCUUUAGUUUAAAUGAAAAAACCGGUGCUGUUAUGUUAGAGAAACGAUUAGAUUAUGAGGCACUCAACGAAACGGUCAUUCAAUUCACCGUCAAAGCAAUAAGCGACGAUGAAAAGCGAACAACGGUGAGUAAAGUUAAAGUUAUCGUUCAAAAUGUGAACGAUAAUUCACCGGAAUUCGAGCAUAAAAGCUAUAGAGCGAUGAUUGUUGAGAAUACAAAAUAUCCCGAAAAUGUUGUCACUGUUCAUGCCAAAGAUAAUGAUGCGGAAUUAACGCAACAGGAUCGAGAUUUUGGUUUUAAAAGAAUUCGAUAUUCACUGUCCGGAUCGCAUGCGGUAAAUUUUAUCAUUAAUGAAGAUACUGGUCUCAUUCAAAUCGCACCAAAUCAAACAAUCGACCGUGAAAAAGCACCAGAAAUGAAAUUCACUGUGAUUGCAGAAGAUGCGGCUGGUAAACCGACCGAAACUCGACGUAGUACUGCCGAUGUAACGCUGACCAUUUUAGAUGAAAAUGAUAAUGCGCCAAGUUUUUCGCAAAAAACGUAUUCAGCGGUUGUACCAGAAAAUGCUGAAGUUAACACAUUUGUGUUUAAUAUAAGUGCAUUCGAUCCGGAUGACGGACCCGGUGGCGAAAUAUUUUAUGACUUUUUGAUUGAAGGAGAUGCGGCUGGUUUGCUUAAGAUAAAUGCAAAAACCGGUGAAAUUCGUACAAAAUCACCGCUUACCGGUCGAGGCCGGUCGGAACCAUAUGACAUGAUAAUUCGUGCUCAAGACAAUGGCGGCCGAGUUGAAAAGCAAAAAUCCCUCUUUAGCGAUGUACCGUUCGUUUUAUUCAUUGGUGAUGUUAUUUCGAAUUAUGCACCAUACUUCAUAGCUCCACGACUCGGCCAAAUUGCAAAUAUUACCGAGAAUGCAACCAUUGCAACCCCUGUAUUUCAAGUGAUUGCCAAUGAUCCGGACAAUGCAAUGACACCGAGUGGAAUACUCUCAUUUCGAAUUCAAGAUGACAUUGAAGAUGCAUCUGCAUUUAAAAUUGAUUCAAUGUCUGGUUUAAUUACAACCACUAAGUCAUUAGAUCGUGAAACAAAAGCCAUGUACAAAAUUAUAAUCGAAGUAACCGAUCAGGGUCAGCCUCCGCAGAGUGCAACCAGAGUACUACGCAUCAAUGUAUUGGAUAUUGACGAUCAUCGUCCUAGAUUUGCACGAGAAAUAGAGUCGCCGCCAGUUGAAAUGUCGGUUUUAGAAGAACAACCAGCCGGUACAAUAGUCGGUUAUUUGCAAGCGAUCGAUGAAGAUAUAAAUGAAAACGGAGCCAUUGACUAUGUGAUAAUCGAUGGGAAUCAAGAGAGUCUCUUCACAAUUGAACGCUUAAAAAACAAUACAGCAGUCGUGCGAUCAUUACAGCAAUUUGAUCGUGAGAAAGUUGCAUCAUAUUUGAUAACAAUAAAGUGCUUCAAGCACGGAAUAUCACAUGCGGCUAUUGCACAUAAAGCGUAUAAUCGAAAAGAUUUUUCAGAAAUCGAAAUCCAUAUAAAAAUCGUCGAUGUUGAUGACCAUUUACCAGAAUUUAUCGAAAAAAAUCCAUCGUUCGGUGUUCGUAUGAAUGUGCCCAUCGAAUUUCCAUUGACCAUAGUCAGAGCCAUUGAUAAAGAUCCAGAUGCACAGCCGUUAUUUUAUCAAAUCGUAAAUGUAACAUUCAUACCACAAUUUUAUAAACGUGAAAAUAGUUCGAUUGAAAAUGUCAAAGAUUUCUUCAUACUAAAUAAUUCAACGGCCGAAUUGAAAACGGCCAAAAGUCUUGCCGAUUUUGUGGAUGGAUAUUUUGAGAUUUUGGUUCGAGUGAAUAACAUCGAUCAGGCAAGACGUGUCCGGCAUAAUAAAGUGAAAAUUUUUGUAAUUCGUGACAAAUCAUUGUUGCGCUUUGUAUUUGCCAAACCACCAACGGAAGUUAAGGAAUUUGUUGAUGAAUUUGCGAAUGCAAUUCAAGACCGACUCAAAACAUUCGAUUUGGAACUUGAUAUUUUGGAUACAAAAGUACUAACUAAAUCAGAUCAAACAUUUGAUUUCUCUUCGACAAGCUCUUGUUUCCAAUUAUCUCGCCAUGAAUCGGUUUUAACGCCACAUGAAAUGCAAACGAUUAUGGAUUCGGAAGAAAUGAAACAAUCGUUGGUCGAUCUAUUUGAAAAAUAUUCGGUGAGUGCGAUUGAUUCGUGUUCGGUGAAAAAGAGCAUUACGGCUGCAAGUGUUGUUGCAUCGGCCGGAACUUGGCUUGUCAUUUUGGCCGGCAUUAUUGGCAUUUUUGCAUUUAUCGCCACAUGUUGUGCAUGCUGUUUGGCCAAGAAGUACAAAGAUCAAUCGAAACAUUUGUUGGGAAGUAAUCGAACACCACCCGAAUCGUAUGGACCUGGAACAUCGAUUUUAUACACCGAACCAAUUUAUGGACCACUAUAAAAAUCUCUAUGCUUAUUAAGUCUUGCCGUUUUAAUUAAUUUAUCGUAAUUUAACGUGUUUGUGAUAAUAAGUGUACAAUGUUAA